AUGGAUUCUCUAAAGAAUGCAAUCGCAUAUGGUGCCAAGCGAUUACUACACUAUGAAGAAUUACCAGAGCAGUGGCAAAAUAACAAGCACAUCCACACUGGUUACAGAUUCCUUUCCACUCCCGCAGACUGCUUCCACUCACUUCUCUAUGUUCAUAAUGAAACCGGCAACAUCUACACACACUUGAUCGGCUUCUUCGUAUUCUUUGUUCUCGGUGUUUAUGAGCUGUUUUACUCCCCGUUGCUGUCGGAAGUGCCUGGUCUGGACCGGGUCGUAUUUGCGAUCUUCUUUUUGGCGGCAUGCAAAUGCCUCAUGUGCUCAACUGUCUGGCACACUCUCUCGGCCAUCAACAACUACGAGACCCUGACCAAGAUGGCCUGUCUGGAUUAUGUCGGCAUCUCGGUUCUGAUUUGUGCCAGCAUCAUACUCACAGAGUAUUAUGGUUUCUAUUGUGAACCCAUGUGGAGAAACACUUAUAUGGCUGGUACUGGAACUCUGGCUAUGAUCGGUGUAGUACUUCCAUUUAUGAGUUGGUUUGAUCGGAAAGAUCUGAGAUGGAUUCGUAUCGCCUUUUUCAUAUUCUUGGCUUCGUCCUGUGUAUUACCUGUUGCUCAUCUUGUAUAUGAGUAUGGUACAGAUGAAACAUUCUCAUGGCUUAUGCCCGUAGCAAAAUCUCUGUCAUGUUAUGGUUUAGGUGUGGUUGUGUAUGCAAACCAUUUACCAGAAGCCUUCUGGCCAGGCAAAUUCGACCAUUUUGGACAUUCUCAUCAACUGUGGCACAUCUUUGUCUGUGGAGGAAUCUGGUAUCAUUACACUGCUGCUGUGGCAUUUGUUGGUCAUCGAGGACAAUUUGGUCAAUGUAUUGCCAACUUUUAA
Molecule: messenger RNA, 876 nt
Organism: Phycomyces blakesleeanus NRRL 1555(-)
Lineage: Eukaryota; Fungi; Mucoromycota; Mucoromycetes; Mucorales; Phycomycetaceae
Exons: 3
Coding region: 1-876 (291 amino acids)
Cellular component (GO): membrane
Molecular function (GO): signaling receptor activity
Source: RefSeq, a predicted model, not a curated record